AUGCACUCACAAGCCCCACGCCGCUUCAAGUUCACCCUUAACGAUGAUCAAGAGUUCAACUACGAAAUCAUCGUUGAUGUGAUGCACCUAGGAACACCACAACGCCCUGUUCUACACGUUGUGGACUCAGCUACUGCUUUCCAAGGAGCCAGAUUUUUACCGUCAAUGUCAGCUAAAGAUACAUGGGAGACCCUCCGGACCCUCUGGAUCGACACGUAUCUUGGACCUCCUGAUACCCUCCGUCAUGAUGCAGGAACUAACUUUGCUUCUCUCGAAUUCCGGAACGAAGCAAAGAUUAUGGGAAUCAAAUGCUCUCAAGUACCUGUUGAGACGCAUUGGUCCAUUGGAAAGAUUGAACGCUAUCACGCACCCUCCGACGCGCCUUUAACAUCCUCCAUGCUGAGAUUGGCCACACCACUUCCGCCGAAACAGUCCUUCAAAUGGCUGUUAAAGCAAUCAAUGAUACGGCAGGACCUGACGGUCUUGUGCCUACGUUGCUUGUUUUCGGCGCAUACCCUCGCGUAUCUACAGACUCGCCCCUUCCGCUUCUACCCUCAAAAGAUCGGAAGCUAUGCAGAAAGCGAUGAAAAUGCUCCGCCAACUCUCGGCAGAAAGACGAGUUAA
This is a messenger RNA of Hirsutella rhossiliensis, 624 nucleotides long. Its product is annotated as integrase core domain-containing protein. The record is from RefSeq and is a predicted model, not a curated record. NCBI's taxonomy places the organism in Eukaryota, Fungi, Ascomycota, Sordariomycetes, Hypocreales, Ophiocordycipitaceae. Gene Ontology annotation, molecular function: nucleic acid binding. Gene Ontology annotation, biological process: DNA integration. The transcript has a single exon. The coding region runs from base 1 to 624 and encodes 207 amino acids.